Desarmillaria tabescens is the source of this 570-nucleotide messenger RNA. RefSeq lists its product as uncharacterized. The transcript is spliced from 7 exons. The record is from RefSeq and is a predicted model, not a curated record. Lineage: Eukaryota; Fungi; Basidiomycota; Agaricomycetes; Agaricales; Physalacriaceae. Bases 1 to 570 code for a protein of 189 amino acids.
AUGGUUCUUUUUACGACUUGGCGUGUUGAUGUUCUCUGCUCAAUUCUUAGCUCUGUGGUUUUCGAUGAAACGCAUUCCUGCGCAAUAGGCUCGGCGUUCGUGACUUCAUUAGUGGUCUACCCUAGCGGUGCAAUUGCCAUGAAUGCGUUUUCUUGGAGUAGAUAUCGGAAUUGUGGUAACUCGUGUUUAGACCCUAGGGACCAAGACGAAGCUAAGAUGGAUUCGAAGACUACGGGGAUCUUCUCAGUACCAGCGGCUCCGACGCCGGCACACAACGACGACUCGGGAACGCGACCCCGAACAUUGACAACGUCCAUCUUCGCUUCAAUAGUAAACUUGCCGUUGAAGAAUGGGCGCAAAAGUCUUAUUUUGGAUUGGGUAACACAAAGUCGGAAGGCACAGUUGAAAGCGCAGCUUUGCAUGUGGAAUGCGCGCCCGUAUGAGCAAGAAAGUGUCAUCGGCCAGUUUUUAACUGCGAUGAUUGAAUCCGGAGCGUUCUUUAAUUGUUUGACCCCUUCUCCGAAGGAUGCCAUCGAUUAUCACGACAAAAUCAAACAAUAUCCUAACUGA